Molecule: messenger RNA, 1848 nt
Organism: Colletotrichum gloeosporioides
Lineage: Eukaryota; Fungi; Ascomycota; Sordariomycetes; Glomerellales; Glomerellaceae
Product: FAD-binding monooxygenase aflW
Exons: 5
Coding region: 1-1848 (615 amino acids)
Molecular function (GO): N,N-dimethylaniline monooxygenase activity; flavin adenine dinucleotide binding; NADP binding
Source: RefSeq, a predicted model, not a curated record
AUGGCUCCUUCAGCAGUGCCGACCGCUGCGAAUGAAGAACCUGUGAAUGAAAGCUUUGAUGGGCAUGGCAAUGGACAUACGAAUGGAACCAAUGGUCAAACCAAAGACAGCGCAUCUGACUUCUCAUACCCUCCCUCUAUUCAGCCUGAUGCCCCUUAUCGAGUUUUGAAGCAGUACCACUCAAAGCCUACGAAGCUACGAGUGGCAUGCAUCGGGGCUGCCGUCUCAGGCAUGUGCCUGGCUUACAAGAUGGAGAAACAGAUGGUGCCUGGCUCCUGGGAGUUGACGCUCUUCGAUAAGAACCCGAGACUAGGCGGGACAUGGCUCGAAAACACAUACCCUGGUGUCGCCUGUGACAUACCGUCCCAUCUCUACACGUUCUCAUGGGACCCCAAGCCCGAUUGGACUGAGUACUACGCCAGCGGGAAAGAGAUCCUCGAGUAUCUAGAGGAUUUUGCCGAUAGACAUGGCUCUAGGAAGUACAUGAAACUCAACACCAAAGUCGUCGAAGGUCGUUGGGAUGAAGAGAAGGGGCUGUGGUGCCUGACGCUCGAGGAUCAGAUCACCAAGGGGACGUGGCAGGACUGGUGCCACGUGCUGGUAAACGGCAGUGGGAUCUUGAACAACUGGAAAUGGCCAGACAUCGAGGGCCUGCAUGACUUUGCUGGGCCCAAGAUGCACUCUGCCAACUGGGAUCACUCGGUCGACUUCAAGAACAAGAACGUCGGAGUAAUAGGGACUGGUAGCACAUCGGUCCAGAUCGUUCCUGCGCUCCAGAAGAUUUGCGACAAGGUCCAGGUGUUCAUGCGCUCGUCCACUUGGAUCUCGCCCCCAUUCGGCGGCGGUGUUUUGGAAUCGGAGCUGCGCAAGGACGGUGAUCCAGGACACAGGCAGUACAAGUUCACCGAAGAAGACAUCAAGAGGUUUCGGGAAGAUCCGGAAUAUCACUUGAUGUUCCGAAAGCGCAUCGAGGCCGAGAUCAAUUCGUUGUUUGGCAUGUACCAGCAAGGCUCGGAAAUGUCGGACCUGAUGAGAACCGUGAUAACCGAUGAGAUGAACCGGCGCAUUGGCGAUGGGCCUGGGAGCGAGGAGUUGAAGAAGUUCAUCAUUCCUGACUGGGCACCUGGUUGCCGGCGAAUCUCACCCGGCGACGGGUACCUCGAGGCCCUGGUCCAACCCAACGUCAAGCCCGUCUUUGGUAGAAUCAGGAAGGUGGUCCCGGAAGGAAUUGUCACGGACGACGGCGAGACGCACAAGAUGGACGUGCUCGUGUGUGCGACCGGCUUCAAGGUUGCCUUCCGACCCGCAUUCAAGCUGAUCAACGGAAGCGGGCAAACACUUGACGAAGAUUGGGGCGACAGCGUCAACCUUUACUUUGGCGUGUCUGCGCCGCGGUUUCCCAAUUACUACACCAUCGUGGGCCCCGGUGCAACAUGGUCAUCAGGCACUCUCCUGCCGUCCAUCGAGACAACCAUUGAGUAUUCAAUCAAGAUGAUGAAGAAGAUACAGCAUGACAACAUCCGAUCAAUCGAUGUAAAGCAGGAGGCUGUAGACGACAUCUAUGGCCACUUUGACGAGUUCCACUCCAACACGGUCUUCCAAGAAGGAUGCCGAAGCUGGUUCAAGGACGGCAAGAAGAAGAACCGCAUUUACCUGUGGCCUGGCUGUACGAUCCACUUCCUCAAGACAAUCAAGGACCCUCGGUUCGAAGAUUACAACAUCCGAUACCGGUACGGAAACCGGUUCGCCUUCCUCGGCAACGGUGAAGUGAAGGCGAACACGACCAAGGACGUGAAGGGGUUGAGCACAUAUGUGCGAGACGCCGAUGACGAUUGGACGGUUGAGUGA